This is a messenger RNA of Branchiostoma belcheri (Belcher's lancelet), 1095 nucleotides long. Its product is annotated as probable N-acetyltransferase 16. NCBI's taxonomy places the organism in Eukaryota, Metazoa, Chordata, Leptocardii, Amphioxiformes, Branchiostomatidae. Bases 37 to 1062 code for a protein of 341 amino acids. Gene Ontology annotation, molecular function: acyltransferase activity, transferring groups other than amino-acyl groups. The transcript is spliced from 3 exons. The record is from RefSeq and is a predicted model, not a curated record.
AUUUUUAUUUUUGUUCCAAAGGUCACAGAGUAAAAUAUGGCGGACAGAAACACGACCGGUGAGAAACUGACGUUCCGUCUGGCGACUGCCAGCGACUAUGACGCCGUCAUGAACAUAUCUGAGGGCGUCUACGGAGGCAGGGACUACCUCCCGGCGUUCUACAGGUCAUUCAUGGCCGAUCCGGACGUCAUCGUGUUCUUGGCUCUGGUCGGAAGCCAAGUGGUGGGACUGCGAGCAUCCAAAAUCACCGAGAAUGGAACUGCAUUUAUCGUCAAAGCCGCUAGGGUCGCUCCUGACUGGAGGGGACAGGGAAUUGACCGGCGGUUGUCCCUUCACCAAGACGAGUGGAUGCGAAAGAACCAUCCCACGGUCAAGUACAAGCGGUCCACGGCGUUUUCACUCACGAAAGGCCUGGCGGAAUCUAUGACUAAGAAGAUGCGACAUAUAUUUAGCAUGCCCUUCAUAGAGUACCAGUGCGGCCCCGGUCUCUGGUGGCGACAGGACCCUGCUCAGCUGGCUCAACUGGAGCCCACCGGCUUACCGGACGUCGUGCCUCUACAGGACGCAGACGACGAGGUUUGCACGGCCGUACAGAAAUGGCUUCCCGCCGGGGCUUGUGGCGGCCACGACGGCAAACCCGUCAUACUGGUUGACUGGGAACCUUACACUCUAUCUCCGGCUAACUUAAAACGCCUACAAGCACACAACACUAUUUACAUGUUGAACCACGCUGGAGACUCCAGCCUAAGUCUCUCCAACACAUACCUCUCGCCUACAGUGAGAAUAUUGUGCGUCCAAAUCUACUCCGAGGACUUUCCCACCGUCUUGAAACACCUGUUGAGGCACCUGCAGGACACAAGUCGCACCUACGGCAGUGAGGCGUUGUGCGUGGGUGUGUUUGUUUCUCAGUGUGAGUUAGAGGAUGCCCUGCACGACCUCUGUAUGCAAACUUUACAAAUGGAACAGGUCCAAUCACGGGCGACAUCUUGUGAAACGUCCUUGGUCCAAGGCAAGGGACAGGUCAUGUUUUUCGAAUCUGAGAUGCGAUGUGAAGACUACUGAAACUACAUGUACGUCCUAAUGUCAAAAUAAAGC